UGCCCGGGCAGCCCAUGAACCUGCGGGCCGAGGCCAAGUCGGAGACCAGCAUUGGGCUGUCCUGGAGCCCGCCGCGGCAGGAGAGCAUCGUGCGCUACGAGCUGCUCUUCCGGGAAGGCGACCACGGCCGGGAGGUGGGCAGGACCUUCGACCCGGCGACCUCCUACGUGGUGGAGGACCUGAAGCCCAACACGGAGUACGCCUUCCGCCUGGCGGCGCGCUCCCCGCAGGGCCUGGGCGCCUUCACCUCGGUGGUGCGGCAGCGCACGCUGCAGUCCAGACAGUGCGCGGGGGCAGGGGGCAUGCGCGUGGCCCCGGACGGGGCAGCACAGACUCAGGGCCAGGCGUUUCCCGGGGGCUGCAGGCGCCCCGGGCUGGGCGCAAGG
This is a messenger RNA of Carlito syrichta (Philippine tarsier), 386 nucleotides long. Its product is annotated as receptor-type tyrosine-protein phosphatase S-like. The annotation marks the transcript as partial. Gene Ontology annotation, molecular function: protein binding. The record is from RefSeq and is a predicted model, not a curated record. The transcript has 3 exons. NCBI's taxonomy places the organism in Eukaryota, Metazoa, Chordata, Mammalia, Primates, Tarsiidae.